UGGUGCAGCUAUGUAAAUGCACUCUGAAAGAGCUCCUGUGUAACCUUUGACUUCUAAACAUGGUUGCCAUGAAGAAAGCACUGCUUGCGGCUGUUGUUGCUGCUUUUGCUGCUUUCAUUGGACACAGGUUUCUUAAACUAAAGGAAAUGACCCUUGCUUCCAGAGAAGUGCCAGUGAAACACCUCAACUGUCAUUAUUUAAAGAAUAUUGGAUAUGGAGCAGAGGAUAUCACAAUACUUAAAGAUGGACUGGCCUUCUUAAGCACAGGGCUGAAGUAUCCUGGAAUGCCUUCAUUCUCUGAUGAUCCAGGAAAAAUUUUCAUUUUAGAUCUGCUACACCCAAAGCCAACUCCAGUGGAGCUACAGAUCAAAGGAGAGCUGGACCUCAGCUCUUUCAACCCACAUGGCAUCAGUGUAUAUACUGAUGAGACAGACGACUCUGUAUACCUGUUUGUUGUCAAUCACCCUCAGCACAAAAGCCAGGUAGAGAUCUUCCGUUUUGUUGAGGAGGACACACUUGUGCACCUAAAAACUAUUACCCACCCUCUACUCCACAGUGUGAAUGACAUUGUUGCAGUCGGAGUAGAGAGCUUCUACGCCACUAAUGAUCACUCCUCUCCCAGUCAUGCACUUCACUAUCUGACUAUAAUCCUGGGUCUGCCCUGGUGUGAUGUGGUGUACUACAGUCCAGGGGAAGUGAGGAUGGCAGCCAAUGGCUUUAUGUCCUCAAACGGCAUCAACAUAUCACCUGACAAACGGUAUAUUUAUGUCUCAGACAUCAUAGACCAUGACAUAGAUGUUUUUGAGAGACAAGGGGAACAACUAGUGUAUAUUAAGUCUGUAGCUGUUGGGUCGCUUUGUGAUAACAUCGAGGUGGACCACAGGACGGGUGACAUAUGGCUGGGCUGUCAUCCAAAUGCCAUGAAGCUGUCAAAGUAUGACCCUGAAGACCCACCUGGCUCUGAGGUCAUCCAGGUCAAGAACAUUCACUCAGAGCAGCCAGUGGUGAGCCAAGAGUACGCUGAUAACGGCCAUGUGAUAAUGGCCUCCAGUGUGGCAGCCCCCUAUGAGAGAAAGUUGCUUAUUGGCUCUGUUUUCCAUAAAGCCCUGUGCUGUGAUUUGAAAUAAUCUGUGUAUUCAGUAUCUAUGGUCGCU
Xiphias gladius (swordfish) is the source of this 1154-nucleotide messenger RNA. RefSeq names its product serum paraoxonase/arylesterase 2-like. Bases 60 to 1127 code for a protein of 355 amino acids. The record is from RefSeq and is a predicted model, not a curated record. Gene Ontology annotation, molecular function: arylesterase activity. Lineage: Eukaryota; Metazoa; Chordata; Actinopteri; Istiophoriformes; Xiphiidae. The transcript is spliced from 9 exons.